Molecule: messenger RNA, 1431 nt
Organism: Beauveria bassiana ARSEF 2860
Lineage: Eukaryota; Fungi; Ascomycota; Sordariomycetes; Hypocreales; Cordycipitaceae
Product: aspartyl protease
Exons: 3
Coding region: 1-1431 (476 amino acids)
Biological process (GO): proteolysis
Molecular function (GO): protein binding; aspartic-type endopeptidase activity
Source: RefSeq, a predicted model, not a curated record
AUGCUCAGUUGGACGCUAGAGAAGCAGUCUGCCGUUCUCCGGUCAGAAUCGGCAGAAAUCUCGCUGAGCCCGCCCAUGCGUCACAUAUUGCGCGUCACACUCAACAUAUUCGACCGCAAAGCGGCCCGGGACACCCUCCUGACGCUCGAAAUCUUUCCCGAUAUGACGCUCUCCACGCUGCGCGAGUCAAUCCAGGCCGAGGCCAAGGUGUUGCCUGAUACUCAGCAUAUCUAUCACAACGGCAAAGCCCUGACCGAGGACACGAAGACGAUGGAGCAAAUGCAAAUCAACGACGGUGACUUGCUGGCUGUUCACGUGCGCGAGAAGCGACCGAACCCCAACCCGCAGGCGCAGGCUGCUCGACCGGCCCCCCCUCAGCCCCAGCCCCAGCCCAGCGCCGGGACAAAUGACCCGGAGAUGAUUCGUCUGCAGGUUCUCGGUGAUCCGAACCUGCGUCAGCAGCUUCAGCGCCAACACUCAGAAUUGGCGGACGCUGUCGAUGACCCCGCCCGGUUUGCGGGCAUCCUCCGAGAAAGCCAGGACCGCGAGCGGAGAGAGCGUCUCGAGAGACAACGGCAAAUUGAGCAGCUGAAUGACGAUCCAUUCAACGUCGAGAACCAGAGAAAGAUCGAGGAGAUGAUUCGCCAAGAACGUGUCAUGGAGAACCUGCAGAAUGCCAUGGAACAUAACCCAGAAGUUUUCGGAAGAGUGCACAUGCUUUACGUCAAUGUCGAAGUAAACGGGCACAAGGUCAAGGCGUUCGUGGACUCUGGUGCGCAGGCGACCAUCAUGUCGCCCUCUUGCGCCGAGGCGUGUGGAAUCAUGCGCCUCGUCGAUACGCGCUUCGCCGGUGUCGCGCGGGGUGUCGGCACGGCCAAUAUUAUCGGUCGCGUACACUCUGCCCAGAUCAAGAUUGGCGCUAUGCACCUGCCCUGCAGCUUUACCGUCAUGGAGGGCAAGGGUAUGGAUCUCCUGCUCGGCCUUGACAUGCUGAAGCGGUACCAGGCCACCAUUGACCUUGCCAAGGACAAGCUGGUCAUCCAGGGCGAGGAGAUUCCAUUUCUGGGGGAGGCAGAAAUUCCCAAGGAGGAGGAUGGCAACCAGAAUGAGCCCACCAUCCCUGGGCCUGCGGGGACCACCAUCGGACAGCGAUCUGGCGCCAUUGAGCCGCCCAGCGAGGCAUCUGCCCCCGCGCCGCAGUCGGCAGCUGGUGCGUCGUCGAUACCUGCCACGACAGCAGCGGCGCUCGGUUCAGCACCAGCACCAGCGACUGCGGCCGCGACGGCCCAGCCUGCUGCCGCUGGGCCGGCCAUUCAACCCCAGCACAUCGAGACACUGAUGGGCAUGGGCGCCACGCGGGAGCAGGCGGUCCAGGCCCUGCAGGCUGCCGAAGGUAACGUGGAUGUGGCGGCAGGCAUCAUCUUCUUUUAG